AGCGACUUGGUGCUCUCCAAGACUAUUCUAACUAAAGUUUUUUCAAAACCAAGUCACAUAACUGCAGCAGCAGCAGCAAGAAGAAAUGAGGCCAAACAUCGUUUCCGAGGCAGGACUGCAAACUAGGUUGGGGCAAUGGUGGGAGAGCAUUCCUUUUCUUACUUCUGCGGUUGUUGGCGUGUGUGGAACUAUUUACUUGAUCUGUCUCCUGGUUGGAUAUGACUCCUUUUACGAAAUAUGCUUUUUGCCCUCUGCAGUUCUAUCAAGAUUUCAAGUGUACAGGAUUUUCACCUCCAUUAUCUUUCAUGGUUCAGUGCUUCAUGUAUUGUUCAACAUGAUGGCAUUGGUUCCUUUGGGUUCUGAGUUGGAGAGAAUCAUGGGAUCUGUCCGCAUGUUGUACAUAAUCUUUCUAUUGGCCAUAAGCAAUGCACUGUUUCAUCUUACGAUUGCGCUUUUGGUGGCCUAUAAUCCCAUUCACUCUGAUCCGUAUCUCAUGAAUGAAUGUGCAAUAGGCUUCUCGGGAAUCUUGUUUUCUAUGAUUGUGAUAGAGACAAGUCUGAGUGGACACCAGUCUAGAAGUGUCUUUGGACUCUUUAACGUACCUGCUAAAUGGUAUGUAUGGAUCUUGCUGGUAGUGUUCCAAGUUGUUAUGUCAAAUGUUUCUUUACUGGGGCACCUAUGUGGCAUUUUGUCUGGCUUUGCAUAUACUUACGGAUUAUUCAAUUUCCUCAUUCCCGGACCAUCCUUCUAUUCUACAAUUGAGGCCUCCUCGUUGUUUUCAACUUGUGUGAGGCGGCCUAAAUUUAUUUUGUGCACUGGUGGGAAUCCUUCAGCCUUCAUCCCUACAUAUUCAAGCCAAGGUACAGCAUCUAGUGGAUUCUCUGCCGGAAGUAUCUGGAGAAACUUGUCUUCAUGGAUUCCACAGAGGGAAACAUCUGCACAGUCAGCACAAGACGGUCACAUGUUUCCUGGGAGGGGAAGAACACUUGGAUCUGGUCGAAAUACUGCUUCUGAUGCUAAUUCAGAAUCAAACUUACAGGUUAGACUUUUGGAUAAUAGCAACUCAGAACAUCCAUCAGACAUGGCAGUUAUUGGUACAGGACAGCAGUUAUCUGAUGGAAGGCGGUCAACCCUAAAUAAUACAGCAGUCGCUGCAGCAGAAGUUCCUGUGCACCAUCAGGAUUAUGUUGUUUCUGAAGAAGAAAUCCAGAAGCUUGUAUCAAUGGGCUUUGAAAGGACACAGGUAGAAGUUGCUCUUGCAGCUGCAGAUGGGGAUCUUAAUGUGGCAGUGGAAAUUCUGAGCCAACAGGGCUAAUCAAGGCAAGCGAGCUAACUAUUUGACUUCUCAAAAUGGUCCUCGGUCGACCUGGUUUGAUGGGCCCGGUUCAUCUUCACGUUUAUGUAUAGUUCCAUGUUCAUUUUCUCGUUUAUGUAAAGUUCCAUGUCUGUAUACUGUGUAUUGUUUGAGGGCAGGCUGAGAUUAUUUGGUCGGGGGGAAAGAAGAUUCUGAAUGGGAUAUCACACCACACGCACACUAACAUCUGUUUAAAUGAAAGCACAAAGUAUCUUAUAACAUGUUUGACAGCAAUGGAAAAACUAGAGUUGUAACA
Prunus mume (Japanese apricot) is the source of this 1610-nucleotide messenger RNA. RefSeq names its product RHOMBOID-like protein 15 (gene RBL15). Gene Ontology annotation, cellular component: membrane. Lineage: Eukaryota; Viridiplantae; Streptophyta; Magnoliopsida; Rosales; Rosaceae. Gene Ontology annotation, molecular function: serine-type endopeptidase activity; protein binding. The record is from RefSeq and is a predicted model, not a curated record.